Mesorhabditis belari is the source of this 582-nucleotide messenger RNA. NCBI's taxonomy places the organism in Eukaryota, Metazoa, Nematoda, Chromadorea, Rhabditida, Rhabditidae. The record is from the annotation of a GenBank genome assembly.
AUGACGACUCCAUCAAGACGCCGACUCAUGAGGGAUUUCAAAAAACUUCAGGAGGACCCUCCAGCUGGCGUGUCAGGAGCCCCGACAGAAAACAACAUUCUGACAUGGGAAGCGAUCAUUUUUGGACCACAGGACACACCCUUUGAGGAUGGCACUUUCAAGCUGUCUCUUGAGUUCACAGAGGAAUAUCCAAACAAGCCACCGACAGUGAAGUUCAUCUCGAAAAUGUUCCAUCCCAAUGUUUACAACGACGGCUCGAUUUGUUUGGACAUCUUGCAAAAUCGUUGGUCUCCAACCUAUGAUGUUGCGGCCAUUUUAACAUCGAUUCAAUCCCUUCUCGACGAGCCGAACCCGAACUCACCAGCGAACUCCCUUGCCGCUCAACUCUACCAAGAGAGUCGACGAGAGUACGAGAAACGAGUUCAGCAAAUUGUUGAACAGUCUUGGUUGAAUUUUGGUGAAAACGAGGGUGAAGCAGAACAAAAGGAAGGCGAAAACACUGCCAUUGAGACGCCUACAGAAGGUGGUGAAGGUCCAAGCGAACCUCGAGAUCACGAUGCCCCAUCUGGAAGCGGCUCCGUU